ACUGGUACGCUGGUGAACGACUCACGUGCGGAGGGUUACCAGGGCGACUCGGCAGCACUGACCGGCAGCUAGCAGCAGCGCGCUUCAGCCAGGGUGAGGGCGGACACUUGCACCGCGCCUGCUGGUCCUUCCGAGAACCAUGGCCGCAGAACCGCGAUCGGGGGCGUACGGCGGCGGCUGCAGCAGAGGCGGCGAGCCCGUGGCGUAGUGCGUCGCGCCGGCCGGCGAUGUAACACAGUAUGGGGCGGCAGCGACUGCGCUCCGAGGAAUGCUGGUGCCCCCUUCGUGGCUACUCUUCGGACACCAACCCCACGUAACGUCCGACCAAGAUGCCGUAGCUCUUGCUCUGUUCCAUGGGACAGACUUUAUGUGAAAAUCAAGUGACUCUUAGGUAUUAACGAACGUUACGAACUUCAUUUACGAAAAAGAAACGAACCGAAAGUUUCUUAGAAAAGCUUAGAAAAUACGCUAUAGGAUGAUACUACAAUACCACUUAGGAAAUUGAUAAUUUUUUUUUUUUUUUCAAACGAUCUCUCGCCUUAGAAUUUUCUAGUGUGCACUGCUUUCCCUGUGCCAUUCGCAACCGGCGCAGAGCCGCAGGGCUAAAGUUUAAAUAUAUUAUAAUCCCGCAAUUGCUCGAGUGAAAACUGAAAUUGAGGUGCUUCUGCACGAUUUAUGAGACUCGGGGGUAUGUUCGGCGGAGAUUUCUGAUCGGUGCCGAGUCGGAUUAGUUGUGGCGCUCGCCGCUAGGAGGUCGGCUCGGGCUGGUCAAGAUGGCGGCCGGCGGGUGUACCGGCAGAGGCGACUGGCGAAAUGGUGAGCUGGCAUGGUGGCUGCUCUGAACCGCCUGCAGCAGCAACACCAUGGCCGACCUGCCCGACCUCUCGCACCUCACGCCCGAGGAGCGGCGCAUCAUCGAGUCGGUGAUGAUGCGCCAGAAGCAAGAGGAGGAGCGCGAGAACGAGAUCAUGAGGCGCAAGCAGGACGAGGUGCAGGUCCUGGAGGAGACGAUCCGCGCGCGCAGCGAGCAGCAGAAGAAGGCGGGCGUCGAGCUGGACGCCACGUGCCACAUCUGCCUCAAGACCAAGUUCGCCGACGGCGUGGGGCACAUGUGCAACUACUGCAACAUCCGCUGCUGCGCGCGCUGCGGCGGCAAGGUCACGCUGCGCUCCAACAAGGUGAUCUGGGUGUGCAUCCUUUGCCGGAAAAAGCAGGAGCUGCUGAGCAAGACUGGCCAGUGGAUCAACAAGGGCAUGGCGGCCGGCGACCACGCCAUCAUCCGCCGCAUCGAGGCGGACCUGCACUUGGGCAGCCAGGGGCCGGGCACGGGCGGGGAAGGCCUCGGAGUCGGAGUCGGGGGCGGGAUCGCGCCGGAGGCGGGCGCCGUCCCCGGGGGCGGCGACAAGAGGCCCAAGCUGGAGCGCGCGCACAGCGCUGCCGAGAAGGAGAACGUGCCGUCGCUGCUGCAGCGCUCCGGCAGCGUGCUGCACCGCCAGUACUCGCAGCAGGAACGGCUGUCGGGUGCGGCGCCCGCCCCCGCCCCCGCCUCCGCCCCCGGCGCCGCCCCCGGGCCCGGCUCCGUGUCGCCGCACCGCCAGCAGCAGCAGUACCGCGAGGAGGAGAUCCGCUACUACCGCGGCGAGCUCGAGGGCCUGAUGCGGUCGCAGCAGUACCACCAGCCUGCGGCGCCGCCGGUGCCCUCCUACCGCAACGACUCGUUCAGCUCGGAGCAGUCGUCGUCCGUCGACGUGACGAGCGCCGUGCCCGCCAACAACAAGAAGCACAAGCGCAGCGGCUCCGCCAAGAAGAUGAGCCCCGCGGCCGUGGGGCUGGCGCCGCACCACCAGCAGCAGCAGCAGCACUCCUUCUCCAGCUCCGACGACGAGCUCAGGUCGACGCCCGAGUGCACCAGCUGCGAGGAGCACGACAGCGAGAAAGUAGGGAAAGUAGAAAACUAUCAGACUCGCCUGCAUCACCAUCGCCACCAUUCCAAUACCCACCACAACAACCACAAUCAUUAUGCAUCUCACAGAGACUCAAGACAUUCCAGCAACGGUAGCCGGCACAGACACGAAACUAGGAAAGAAGUGGAGAAAUUUCCACGUGAUCUCAACGAUUAUCGUGAUCGAUACUUUGCUUUUCGUGAUAGAAUAGUGAAAGAGUGUUCAGAACUGUGGGAAGAAGGAGACAGUCGACGUUUCACAGAACGCAGAAAGAAGACUGUGCGCUUUGACCGUCCUGAUCGGGACUGGAUGAACCUUGGAAGUGCUGUGCGAUGGGGUGCAGAUCGCCAGGGUUCUCAGGACUCACAGACCAAAGAUUCUGGGAUCGACACCAGUAGCACAUUUACAUCUAGUGAGGACUCUAAUCGAGGAGAAGGGCCAAAGCAUCCAAUGUCAUGGCAAGUUAGUGCUGAUGGUACACGGAUGAUUGGUCACAUGAUACUCAAGAAGACUGCACGUGAAGGAAUGGGUCCCAGCUCUUCUGCUGCUAUCCUGGGUCUCAAGGUAGUAGGUGGCAAGCUGCUGGAGAAUGGAGGGCGGGGGGCAGUGAUCGAGAAGGUCAAGAAGGGCAGUAUAGCUGAUGUAGAGGGGCAGUUGAGGCCAGGUGAUGAAGUUAUAGAAUGGAAUGGUCGUUCCUUACAAGGGAAAAGUUUCCAGGAAGUAUAUGACAUCAUCGCAGAGUCAAAACAGGAGCCUCAAGUGGAACUUAUAGUAUCUCGUUCCCUAGGCAGUCGGAGAGCAUCUCAAGCCCCUUGGAGGCAGGCUCACUCCUCACCCACCCCCGUCCAUAAAGAUUUGUAUGAUAGCCGACGAGACAAGCCUAGUGUUCUUGUGACAUCUCCUGGCUCACCUGAGCUACAUAUGCCCUCUCGAUCUUCUCGCCCACCUCGCCUUGGAAUGACUACUGUGAAUCCAAAUGUUGGUGGCAGAUUGCAGGUAAAACUGUGGUUCGACUCUGGGGCACUGCAGUUAGUGGUGACAGUCGUGUGUGCAGCUGGCCUUACACCACGGAGUAAUGGACAACCUAGAAACCCAUAUGCAAAGCUUUUUUUGCUACCUGACAGGAGUGAGAAGUCUAAAAGAAGAACGAAGACUCUUGCCAAUACAAAUGAUCCAAAAUGGAACCAGACAUUUGUAUAUUCUUCAAUACGGAGAGCUGACUUGAAACUUCGAAUCUUAGAAGUGACUGUCUGGGACUAUGUUCGUUAUGGGGCCAAUGAUUUUUUAGGAGAGGUGGUUAUAGAGCUCAGUGUAGCACCCUUAGAUGAAGAACCUGAAUGGUAUUAUCUGAGUGCACAUGAAGAAAUUCUUCCCUCCCAUGGGAAUAGGCGGGAACCAGGAGAUGUGGAGCUGGCACUAACACCAACAGAUCACUUGUCCCCCCCUAGUACAACAUCACGAUUGUCUGAUUCGGACACAUCUGAGUGUGAUUUAGAUGAUAUGGGGCGUGAUCGGAGGAUAGCAGAUGGAGCCUCUAUUAGCAGUAUAGGCAGCUCUUCAAGCUCUUUUUGCAGUCCCCCUCCUGAAGUUGAAAUGACAGAGCCAAGAAGAUCUCGAAGAGAUAUGCCCACUCAGGGAAGAAAAAGGGCUGCAAUUAUGAUGAGUCGGGACAAAGUAUCCAGUUACCCAAAUCAGCGGAAAAAUGGGGGUCAGCCAAUGAUGAGUCAACGAUCGCAUUCCGCUGCACCGACUGAUUCACCAAGUUUGCACUCUCGUAGCAGGUCCAAGAGCCCACGUCGAAUUGGUGAUCAUCGUAGCUUAUCUCCUCCAGAAGCAAGAAUGCAUUACCAUGGAUCCGCUGUCCCAUCGCACGCAUAUGUUCCAAGGUUUACCUCUCGAUCUGCCACUGCAACGCCUACUGGAUCACCAAAGAAACGCCAACUUCCACAGAUACCUCAUGCGCUACCAAAAGCACUGAAGGAUCGUGUAGUAAAGGAUAUGGAAGAACGAGCUCAGAUGAUGAAACAGAGAAUGAAGCUGAUGCAGGGCCAACGAAGUUCAGGCAUGGGUGGAUGGGAUCAUCAUUACACUGGACUUAGUGACAGUGAUUUACCACGAAGUACAAUGCCACCAUCCAGAAUGCAUCGGUCACCAGACAAAGAUAUAAUGGGUGACUUUGGUGAUAGCGAUAUUGAGAGUGUUGUGAGUGUGACAAGCAGUGCCUUCUCAACCCAAUCUGAGCGACCGCGUGGCUCCAGGGGUCUCAGUGACUACGGUGGUGGAAGCAGUGGAGGUGUACAACGUGUAAUGGCCCACCACAGUAGUGCUCCAGGUGGCAAUGGGUCAGGAACAAAGCGUGGAACAUUUACUCGGAGUUUAUCCAAUGCUGAGGUUCCACCUGAUGAAAAAACAGCAGAUGGUAGUCUGAGUGACACAGCUGUCGGACAGCUGCAUGGUUUGGAUAAUUCACGCCGAAAACCUGCAUCAACUGGUGACCGGGGCAGCAGUAGUGGAGGAAGCAAAGGCAGCAGUUCUGGGAGCCAGUUUUCAGGACUGAACAAGAAGAGCAGCUCAACAUCUCAGCUUUCAGCAACAGGUCGGAAACGUAGGUUAGGUUUCGGGCGAAAAGGCAAAACUUCAUUUACCGUCCAUAGAAGCGAGGAAGUUUUACCUGAUGAUGUGCGGCACCUGGUCAAACAGGGUUCGAGUGCCUCAAGCGACGGGGAGGGCUCACAAGAUGGAGACAGGCUGGCGCAAGAUGGUGGUCAGCUGUCGGAUUUCAUUGAUGGCCUUGGUCCAGGUCAGCUUGUUGGCCGGCAAGUGCUAGGAGCACCAGCACUGGGGGAUAUACAGCUCAGCAUGUGCUAUCAGAAAGGCUACCUGGAGGUAGAAGUUAUACGAGCCCGUGGAUUGCAGGCUAGGCCUGGCUCAAAGGUGUUGCCAGCACCCUAUGUCAAAGUCUACCUUGUUAGUGGAAAGAAGUGUAUCGCUAAAGCAAAAACUGCAACUGCGAGAAGAACAUUGGAUCCCCUUUACCAACAACAGUUAGCCUUCAGAGAACCAUUCCAGGGCUGUAUACUCCAGGUGACUGUGUGGGGUGACUACGGGAGAAUCGAGGGCAAGAAAGUUUUCAUGGGCGUUGCUCAGAUAAUGUUGGAUGACCUGAAUCUGUCCAACAUUGUGAUUGGCUGGUACAAGUUGUUUGGAACCACAUCAUUGUGAGAAUGCAGUGCUGAGGAGAGCAGCAGGCAGGAUUGCAAGAGCAGCAAUCACCUCUCAUUAAACUGAUUUGUGAGUGAUCUGAUUCCAACGAUGUGCUAAAACAAUUUUGAAACUCCACAAGUCCUUUAUAUAUGUAUAUAUGUAUUUAUGUGAGUAUGGGGUAACUGAAAGCAGGUAGAAAGGCAAGGAAAGUUGCAGGUUUUACUUUUACAUAUGUGACUUUAUGAAAUAGACUGUAAAUAACUGACAUACAGCUUGCAUGCUGUCUUCUGUUUUGUUUACCUUUUCGUCAUGUACUUUCUGUACUACCAUUCCAAGAAUGACAUCUCCAAAUAAGCACAGCCUUUUGCUAUCUCUUGUGUUCUCAGUCAUGGGAGUGAUGUAAAAUUUUGAUACCACUGUAAAUCUUCAAUUCUUUGAUAACAGAAGACUGUGCCUGCAUGAAAAUUCGUUCACAAAAUUAUCAGGAAACAUUGAGCUUUAAAUAACAUAUUCUGUCUGAAUACAAUAAUAGUCUUGUCAAUAAUACAGUGGUGCUGGCCACAUGCAAACAUGAAUACAUAUAUAUGUAUUGUUAUUCUGUGGUGAAGCAAAGUGAAAUGUAAAUACAGUGAUAAACCUUACAAAUAAUUUGAAAUAGGAUGCACAUAGCGUGCAUGAAUUUUUGAAGAGCUGUAUAAAAUAAUUUCUAUGGAUGUAAUGGAGAUAAACGUGUAUAUAUCAUGUGUUUGCGUUUGUGAGAGAGAAUGUGCGUGUGCUUUGUGCAUAAAGUUCAUAAAAUUAUCCGACAAUGGGAAAUAAGACUUUGUAUAUAGCAAUUUGUGAUGCAUUGAGGGAAACAGUCUUAGACUGAACUAUAUAAAUAACAGAACAUUUAAAAAAUUCUCAAGCCUUCCAGACGUUUCAGUGAAUAAAAACUUAAAAUAUAAAGAAUUUAAUGAAUGACGUUUGGUUGUUUAUAAAAAUGACAAAAAUUAUAAAAAUAUAAAAACUCUCAACACUGCAAAACGAAAAAAGUCAAAAGCUGUGAACAAGCGGAAGAGUGAAUUUGUGGAAUUUGUGUGGGCCAUGUUUUGUCCUUUUUUUAUUCCAGUGAUACCUAGCAAAAAGACAAACAGCUGAAAAUUGUAACUAUUGUAUUUUUUAAAACAUUAUUUUUUAAGAAAAUCUAAUACAACAAUACCAAAAUUAUAAUUUUCUUUUUAUUCAGUAAUUUCUUACUUUGUCUAAAAUUAUAUGAUGUGGAAGUGUGAUUGCUUACUCUCAUCAUACAUAGUUUGUCAGUAGAAGAGCAAACUUCCCAUUGAACCAUAUUCUAUAGCCUUUAAGGAUUAGCAAUACAGUAAAAUGCUUUUAUUUUACUAAUGUAUUGCCUGUACUCCCAUCUGAUUAGGAGCAUAACCUAUAUAUAAAAUCACUACAAAUUACAAAUUUUCUUUCUAUCAUUGUUAAUAUGUUUAAUAUUUAUUUUGUCUCCUGUCUGAAAUUCUUCCAUGAAUGCAUCUGCCAAAUGAAACAAUUUAAAGAGAACGUUUUGUAGUAUAUACUUAUAGCCAUCAAAAUUCAAUGCUCCUCACAAAAUUUAAUAAUAUUGCAAGAAAUCCAUGAGAAGGUUACAAAUAAGUGAGAAGUUUUCCCUUUACAGAGUCCUUACAGAUAAAAGCAAGUAUGUUACGUAUUUAUGAUGGUGAUGGUGGUUAUGACAAUAGUAACAAAUGAUUUUGAAAUAAGUUUAAAUACAAUAUGUACAUAUAUAUAUGAUUAUAUAUAUCUAUAUAUCUAUAUUCAAAUUAUUAUAAGUGAUACCUUCAAGAGAGUAUUACUACAUGUAUACUUAAAAUGACUUGCUUGUUUAAAAGUUUUUGACACAUUUCAUGAAAAUUUGAUAUGGUAUGGAGUGCAAUUUUAUGAUGCACAAAAGAUAAAUUCAAAAUAUACGUAUUAUCACGAUGUGAGCUAAAUGUGUGGUAUACUGUCAGAUGUUUUCCCUAUCCUUAAAGGCAUUCAGAAAAACCCAAAAAAGGGGCCUUCCUAUCCUUAUUAAAUAGAUUUCCUUAACAAGUAUCAUGCUUCAGACAAGUACAAUUCUUGUGAUCUUUGUGACCAUUUGUAUGAAAAAAUAUGAAUAUGUCAGACUGUGUAAAGGACUGUUGAUAAUGUUCAUGGAUUGGCUGAAUCACUAGUGAUAAUAAUAAGUCUUCUAAAACAUGUAAGGAAGUAGUGUCUCUUCACAAGGAGUUAAAAUUCACUUCUUGCGAAAAUUCUGUCUUUCAACAGUUCACCUAGGUGGCAGCUGUAAUUGAUAUUUUGCAUUUGGACCUUUAUAGAGGAAUCACUUCCUCUACAAGAUAUGAUUUGUUUCAUUUCAUUUAAACCACUUAAAUGCUGUUUGUGAUUUACUUGCUGGUAUCCUCAUUUUAUUUCUUUUUCUUUUCUUCUUCCUAUUCUCUUUCUUAAAAAAGAAGAAAAAGGGAGAAGAAAAGUGCUUGUAUAUGUUUUGUAGUUCACUGUACAUUGCUCAAUUGGAAGUAACCUAAAUAAUGUAUUUACUCAUUUGUUGUGUACCUGAGAGUAUAAUGGCUUUAGGAUGAAUGGAACUUUGUAAAAUUUAUCAAGUAAUUGCUAUUAAUGUUACAAUUACAGCUUAAUUCUGAGCUGCAGUCAGAUGAGCAACAAGUUGCCCAAUUAUUAUUAAAAUAUUUGUAAUAAUUUUACUAAAAUACUGCUUCCCCCAUCCCAAUUUUAUCUUUAUUUUUAUUGUUUGGUGGCAUUAUACUGUCCUCAGUCUCAUACAAGUAACAGUUUUGUUACCAGUAUUGCUUAUUACAAGCAAGAAACCCAUUGCCAUCUGUUAAGUUAAAAUAAGAUACAUUGAUAAAACAAUUUCCAUAUGGUCAUCUGAAGGCAGUUCAAAAUCUACAUUGAAUCCUGUGCCUUAAAUAUUUUCCAGGUCAUGGAAAUCAGGAAUUAUAAACUUUGUAUUUUAAAGUUAGCUUCUGGUUCACAUCAAAGGUCAUAAUGAUCAUUUUCAGUAAUGAAUAAUCUCUUGGUUAUGCCAAACCACACAAAUAUUAUUCCAGACAUGGCACUGUAAUAUUUAUUGUUGUACCCUAUCACUGUCACAUUACUGUUGUAUAUUUAGUGUGAAUGAGUUCAGACAUAAAGAAUCACAAACAAAUAGGAAUAUAGUAGAUACUGCCAUGUGAGCAUUUUGAGGUUCUAUAUUCCGUAGUCCUGUCUACUCUUCUUAAAAUAUACAACUGUUCAGACAGCCAAAUUUGAAAAAUUGAAACUAUGAACCUUUUCCAAGCCUUAUGAUGUGAGACAUAACAUGAGAAACAAAUUAUGUAACUUUUCAUUUAUCAAUUCUUCUUUUUUAUGUAUUGUUGCUUAUUAAGGAAUUUUUUUAAAUACUUUCAAAUAUGGACAAAAUUUCAGAUAUGAAGGUACAUUAUGUACCUCCUGCUGAACCUAAACAGUUGAUUUUUAUUUUUUAUUUAUUUUUAUCUGCAGGUGAUAUUAUUUCAAAAUGUUAUGUAGUUCUUUUAUUGACUACUUUUUCUAACACAUACCAUAAAAAUUUUGUCUCGUUUGUUCUAAUUUUGUUAAUCCCGGAAAAACACAUGUCAUAAAAAUAUGUUCAACCAUGUUAUUUUGCAUCCAUCCUUCUGCACAAUAUGACAGUGAUGUACAAAUUUCUGUGGUGUUUAGGACAGGUCGGCCCCUUAAAUUUGCCUGUUAAAUAUCUCCAAAUGAUGUUAAACAAUAGAUAUUUAAAAACUGUAUGCUUUUCUUCGUGGUAUUUUAUGUUAUCUGCCCUUGUUUUGAAUGGAUGUAUGAUAGGUCCAUUAAUUGAGAGGAAACUUGAAUAAUGUUGUGAUAGUGUCCUUAUUUGCACAACAUUGUUACAGAUAUGAGUAAAAACCAGCUUCCACUUGUAAUAGGGCAAGUAUAAUAUUUCAUUUUUGUUAACUGGGAAAAUAAAUAAAUAUUCACACAGAGAGCAGUAUGAGGGGCUUAACAAAAAUAAUAACCAGAAUUUAAUUAAAAAGUUGCACUAGACAACAUUCUUGAAUGAGAAAAUGUUUCUAUGCAAUACAGUACCUUGCUUUGCAACACUGGGUAUUGUACGAGGAUAUCAUGAGCUUUGGAGAUAUAGAGUAGAUAAUAUGAGAGCAAGACGUGACAUUAUAAUAAGCUGCAUUAUUAAUAAAUUGUAUGUUGAGUUAACAUAUAUGCAUAUCCAGCUUUCUCGACUGCAUAUGUUAAAUGAGAGCUCAUCUUUUAUGGAAAGAAAAUUGCAAAAAAUGAUAAAUAUUGUCAUCAUCACUGUAGACUGAGUUUACAGUUAAUCAGAAGUACCAUAUUUUUUGUUACUAAUGUGAUACAUCUAUUGUUUACUCAUACCAAUUUCAUUUGGAGAUAAAGUGAUGAGAACAAAUGAUGUUUGUGCACUGGAACAAUAUUGUAACAGGUGAUAUACCUGUGUGUGUGGAAAAAAAGCUCAAAACAUUUUGUUAUUAAAUGCAUUUUAUAUGAA
Schistocerca americana (American grasshopper) is the source of this 9705-nucleotide messenger RNA. It is a transcript of the gene Rim, whose product is annotated as regulating synaptic membrane exocytosis protein 2. The transcript is spliced from 23 exons. Gene Ontology annotation, molecular function: small GTPase binding; transmembrane transporter binding. The coding region runs from base 864 to 5165 and encodes 1433 amino acids. Gene Ontology annotation, cellular component: presynaptic membrane; cytoskeleton of presynaptic active zone. The record is from RefSeq and is a predicted model, not a curated record. Gene Ontology annotation, biological process: regulation of synaptic plasticity; calcium ion-regulated exocytosis of neurotransmitter; intracellular protein transport. NCBI's taxonomy places the organism in Eukaryota, Metazoa, Arthropoda, Insecta, Orthoptera, Acrididae.